GACUCUUGAUUACAGAAGCGCCGAGACUGAAAGUUCAGUUCCUCUGGUUCUCCUCCGUUCAGGGAGGAUCUUCAGCUCCUGGAUCUCAGUGACGUGUGAUCAUGAACAGUUCUGAACGUUUCUUCACUCUGGAGCUUCAAACUUCUCUGAGCUGAUGUGAUCGGUGCGUCACCUCCAGCUGUAGAGUCUGAACUCAUCACCAGGAGUGUGUGUGUGUGUGUGUGUGUGUGUUCGUGUUCUGAUGGAUUUGCGUGUUGGUGAACGUGUGAUGCACCCGGGUUCAGACACGCUGCUGUCGCCCCUACUGCUCACACACACGUUCAACCCCCAGCAGCACCGUUCCCAGUACAACCAGCACCAGCUCCAGCACAUCCGGAUGAACAUGCAGCAACAUCUCAGAGAUCAAGAACAAACCCAACAGCAGCUCCAGCAGAUCCGGGACAAAGACAAGAGCCAGCAGAGUGCCGUCGCCAGUUCGGUGGUGAAGCGGAAGUUGGCAGCAGUUAUUCGGAAUAAGCAGAAGAAGCAGGCGGCGCUGGAGAGGAGCAGCUCGAACCCUCUGAGCAGCACACCUGUAGCAUACAGGGAGUUAGCUCCAGAUCCAAAUGUUAGCAUACAGCCGCUGCUCUCGUCCCCUCAACAACAAACACUCAGUGAUGGAGCCGAAAAUCUUCCACUAAGAAGAUCAACCUCUGAGCCAAACCUAAAGAUGAAGUUGAAAAAGCACUUACACACUCGGAAGAGUCCACUAUCACGUAAACAGAGCGCACCCCCGACUGUCAAACCACGAGGACCUGAUACACACGACUCAUCUGCCAGCAGCAGCAGCACUCCUGUAUCCGGCUGCAGUUCUCCUAAUGACACCCUGUCGAUCGAGAACGGAGUUCUGCCCCCUACUGGUAACCUGGCGCACGAGGCUCAGAGAGUUUUACUCCCAGAUGGAUCUGUAGCUCAUUUUUCUGUAUUGACUCACUCCACCCUCCCCACCAUCACCCUCGGCCUCCCCGCUCAUGCCAAGGUGGAGGGAGAUCUGAAAGCUGUUAAAAUGGGUCGGGUUCCUCUGGUACAAUCCGGUUCUUCAGUUUUGGUUCCUCUGAAUGUGGAGGAGCAGAACCUGGUCCAGCCUGUUCUGAUCCUGGAACCAUCAGGUCUGUUACACACUCCACUGCUCACAGUUCCAGGUCUGGCUCCAGUUACUGUACCGAUUGGUGCUUCUCAUAAACCUCUGAGCCGUACACGAUCAGAACCUCUUCCUCCCAAUUCCAGAACUCUGCAUACACACCUACUGCACCAACAACACAGUAUACAACUACUGGAGAGACUCAAACAACAAACACACCUGGGAAAGCUCAUGUCGAAGUCGAGUGAGAAGCCGCGUCUCCAUCAGAUUCCCUCUGAGGACAUGGACUCAGACGAGGUGGGACCAUCGUUAUCCAACGACAAUCACCAGAACAGGGCGGAGUCUCACAGAGAGGCGGAGACUCAGGAUGAUCACCUUAGCCUUCAGCAGACACUCAUACUCAACCAGUCUCGUCUAUAUGAAACUCAGAAACAGCUGCAUCAACUGCGCAGACACACGGCUCAGAUGGCAUUACCCAUGAUGCUUGGCGUCCACCGGCCGCUGUCACGUGCACAGUCGUCACCGGCUUCCACCUCACACACACAGCCUGAAAAAUCACUCACCACGGCAACCGAGCCCAACCUCGGCCAAUCACGCUUCACUACAGGACUGAUGUAUGACUCUCAGAUGCUGAAGCACCAGUGUACAUGUGGAGAUAACAGCUCUCACCCUGAGCAUGCUGGGAGAAUUCAGAGCAUUUGGUCUCGCCUGCAGGAGCGUGGCCUCCGAGCGCAGUGUGAGAGUAUUCGUGGACGUAAGGCGACGUUGGAGGAGUUACAGUCGGUUCACACAGAGCGUCACGUUCUGCUGUACGGCACAAACCCCCUCAACCGGCUGAAACUAGACAACCGCAACCUAGCUGGGAUUCUCUCUCAGAGGAUGUUUGUUAUGUUGCCGUGUGGAGGCGUCGGGGUAGAUAACGAUACGAUUUGGAAUGAGAUGCACACGUCCACGGCAGCACGGAUGGCAGCAGGAAGUGUAACGGAACUUUCCUUCAGAGUGGCGAAAGGAGAACUGAAGAACGGUUUUGCUGUCGUCCGACCACCUGGACAUCAUGCAGAUCCUUCAAACCCGAUGGGUUUUUGUUAUUUUAACUCUGUAGCCGUUGCUGCUAAACAGCUCCAGCAGAGACUGAACCUCAGUAAAAUCCUCAUCGUUGAUUGGGAUGUUCAUCAUGGAAAUGGCACUCAGGAGAUCUUCUACUCCGACCCCAGCGUACUGUACAUCUCUCUACAUCGAUACGAUAAUGGAAACUUUUUUCCGGGCAGUGGAGGAGCAGCUGAGGUGGGUUCUGCUGCAGGUGAAGGCUUUAACGUGAACGUUGCAUUCACCGGUGGACUUGACCCCCCGAUGGGUGAUGCUGAAUACCUCGCUGCAUUCAGGACAGUGGUGAUGCCCAUUGCUCAGGAGUUCCUCCCAGACAUUGUGCUGGUCUCGGCUGGGUUCGAUGCUGCAGAAGGACAUCCAGCUCCAUUAGGAGGAUAUAAAGUCAGCGCUAAGUGUUUUGGGUUCCUGACCGGGCAGUUGAUGAAGUUAGCAGGAGGGCGUGUGGUGUUGGUGCUGGAGGGGGGUCAUGAUCUCACGUCUAUCUGUGAUGCAUCAGAGUCCUGCAUCAGUGCUCUGCUGGGUCUGGAGGAUCAGUUACCUGAUGACGUGCUGAAACAGAAACCGAACUGUAAUGCAGUGCAGUCGCUACAGAAAGUCCUGCACAUACAGAGUCAGUACUGGGAGUGUUUGAAGCCGAUGAUGGCUACAGUAGGCAGGUCGUACUUUGGUGGCCAGAAUGGAGAUUAUGAGGAAACUGACACAGUAAAAGCUCUCGCCUCGCUCUCUGUCGGAGUUCUGUCCAACAGCAGAGGUGAUGAUGAGCCAAUGGAGGAGCACGACUCUGUUUAAUCUCUCCCUCUCUUCCUUAUGAACAACUGUCCAAUCACGAAGCAGUUGUACAUCACAUGACUACAAGUGAGUUUUGAUUCUCUCACUGCCUUAAGACCAGCAGUGCCUCUGAUGACAGGAACUGUGGUGAUGUCACUUCCUGUAUACCUCUAUGCUACAUAUCCUGUGUGUUUAGCGGUGUGGCUAAGGUAACGGCCUCCGCCAGGCCCUGUGGAUCCUGAACUUUUUCUCAAUGCACUUCCUGUCAGGUGAAGGACCAGGAUGAACUUGAAGCUGAACCUGUCUCACUCCAGUUUUGUUGAAGACCAGAUUUGAAGCAAAGAUAAAAAACCUCAUUUUAUUGUGUUUGUAUGAACAGUUACUGUGAGGUGAGAUCAUCUUGAUGAUGUCACUUCCUUCAGUGUUAACCACUAAAGAAGUAGCAGGAGAGGACUGGGAGCUGUGGUUUAUUUUCUGCUUUUAUUGCACUGUGCUUUCUGUAAUGUGAACCUGAUUUUAUCCAAUCCUAGAGGAUGAGCGUCCUGAUGUUAAAAUGAAGUUUACUUAAAAGUCUGCACUUCAUCAAGAGGAAACAAGAAAACCCAACACACAAACACACUGAGUUCAUAAACAACCUCAGGACUCACACACUCACUGUGGAUUAGCUUCAUAAUGAGGUUGAUUAAAUCUCACGCGUGGUUUUUAUACUCAGGCUGAAGAUUCAGGUUCAUCGCUGAUUUCAUUUUGGGUUCUUUUGGUCGAGGCGUCACGAUUGCAGGAUUUUGUUCCCUAUAAUCACACCCAAAUCUAACAUAAAGAUUAAGAUUUAUAUUGGAGCUUAGCACUGUUAUCCAUUAGAAUCCAUACAGCAGCACUGAAACCUCUGAGAGAACUGAAGCGAAUGAUAAGCCUAUCUCUCUUAUAAAGAUUUAGCUUGUUUUAAAAGUCUGAGGAUGUAACUGCACAGAGCCUAAUUCAGCCAGUGUUUUAAUCAUUUAUGGCUGCACUUAUUUUAUAUAAAAUUUAAAAGAUUUGGAACCACAGAAUUUCUUCCAGCAAUCAAAAUUAAAAUCAACAAUUUACCUGCAAUUAAAUGUUUAUUCUAUAUAUCAACAACUAAA
This is a messenger RNA of Trichomycterus rosablanca, 4116 nucleotides long. It is a transcript of the gene hdac7a, whose product is annotated as histone deacetylase 7a. Gene Ontology annotation, molecular function: histone deacetylase activity; transcription factor binding. The record is from RefSeq and is a predicted model, not a curated record. NCBI's taxonomy places the organism in Eukaryota, Metazoa, Chordata, Actinopteri, Siluriformes, Trichomycteridae. The transcript is spliced from 26 exons. Gene Ontology annotation, cellular component: histone deacetylase complex. The coding region runs from base 242 to 3016 and encodes 924 amino acids. Gene Ontology annotation, biological process: negative regulation of transcription by RNA polymerase II.